AUGCGAGAGCGAGGUCUCGUUGGUGGAGCAGUUGUCGCGGCGACGAAGAAGAAGAAGAAGAAAAAGAGACACCUGGAACCGGGUCGGUGCAAACGGAGCCCGUGUUGGCUGUGGACAAGGAGACGAUCGGCCUACAACCAGCUGGACUGGACGGCCUCGCGAGUUUUCGUUGUAAGGCCGGGGGUUGUGAGGGUCACCACGGGGGCGGGGGUGGGUUUGCCCCUGCUUCUUCUGGUCGUCGCUGUUCUUGGCAAUCAAACGUGCACGACGACGGCUGCGCCGGUGGUAUCCGAUCCGCCGCACGUGUCCCUCGACGCUACGCCUCCUCGUCUUCUGCCUCGAUCGACGGACCGUUUGUCGUCGUCGUCGUCGUCGUUGUUGUCGUCGUUGUCGUCGUCGUUGUCGUCACCGUCAUCGUCACCGUCAUCGUCACCGUUCCCGUCCACCUUUCGAAGAGCCAUUUACACGAGGAGUCGAUCUUCCAACGAACGAGAACUGGAUUAUCACGAGGUGUCGUUGCUACCGAGACGAGGUGAACGAGAGGAUCUGAACGACGAUUCAAACGACAGGAGUCGGUUGCUUUCGGCAACCCGGGGACAAACGACAAUCGAUACCAUCGAAGGAAGGAAGGAUCUUUCUUCCCCUGUAGCGACAAGUGGAAGAGGAGGUGAAGAAGGAGGCGGCAGAGGAGGAAGAGGAGGAGGUCUGGCUCACGAGAGGACCAAGUCGAGACGGCGGCAGGUCGCCGCUGCAAGCCUGCUCGAUGAUCGAGGCUCAACCUCUUUAGGCCUCGUCGAACCGUACUGGUUGCAUACGAGAUUCUCUCGUCCCCGUUACACGGAAUCGGACGGUGUCGAACGAGAAGCUCGUCGGGGUGGUAUUGCCGCGUUCACUGCGACCGGAACAACUGGCAGCGACUCGACGUCGUCGUCGUUGGGUCUCGUGGAGGACGUUGUCGGUGAGGAGGCCUUGUCGAACGAGAAUUACUCGCCAACUACGGCAACCACGACGACGAGCACGACGACGACGACGACGACGACGACGACGACGAUAGUAAGAAGAACAACAAAGACGGCGACUACGGUACCUACGGACCUUUGGACACACACACCGUUUCGUUCGGUUCAUCGAACUGUGCCUAGGUUAGCGAACGACGGCAGUGUGAAUUCGGGUAAACUCACCGCUGGUAGACCCAGUAAUAGGAAAGCUAAAGACGAAGAAGAUAGACGGGAGGUGGAUAUUUCAUCUGGCAAAGACGAGAGGGGUAGGUUCACGUUCGCGGGGGACGCGAGUAAUAGUGGUGAGAUCAAAAGUGGUGGUGGUGGUGGUGUCGUCGAGUGGACCACAACAGUCGCCAGGCCGAUGUCAGCGUGGUCGUAUCCGGAUGACGAGGAGCCGGGAGUUGGAAACGUAAGGAAACGCCCGAGCCCGGUGGAGGCGGCGAGGAACGAGGACGAGGAGGCCGCCGACACCGGCGAGGAACAGGUCAAGGUUGCGGUAACGCAGGCCAAAGGUUCAUCAUCUUCGUCGACCACGGCAAGGACCACGAGCACGUUGCCGACGACCACGCAGCUACCACCGCCGAGUCAAGAUACCUCUAUGGAAGCACGUGAGUAUCUACGAAAUCUACUCUUCUUCUUCUUCUUCUUCUUUUUCUUCCCCUCUUUUCUUUGCUCCCCUGCACCAGCGAGUCUCUCUCGUUCCGACCACCAAAGGGAGAGUUCCGACUUGUAG
Molecule: messenger RNA, 1734 nt
Organism: Frieseomelitta varia
Lineage: Eukaryota; Metazoa; Arthropoda; Insecta; Hymenoptera; Apidae
Product: mucin-19-like
Exons: 3
Coding region: 1-1734 (577 amino acids)
Source: RefSeq, a predicted model, not a curated record